Guillardia theta CCMP2712 is the source of this 858-nucleotide messenger RNA. RefSeq lists its product as hypothetical. The annotation marks the transcript as partial. Gene Ontology annotation, cellular component: cytoplasm. The transcript has 5 exons. NCBI's taxonomy places the organism in Eukaryota, Cryptophyceae, Pyrenomonadales, Geminigeraceae. Gene Ontology annotation, molecular function: protein serine/threonine kinase activity; ATP binding. The record is from RefSeq and is a predicted model, not a curated record. Gene Ontology annotation, biological process: protein phosphorylation.
GCCAUCGAGAUCUGCGAGGCCAUGGAGAGCCUGCACGCUCAGAACGUGGUCGCGAUGGACCUGAAGCCUCAGAACAUCCUGUGGGAGAAGAGCAGCGACGGAGUCUUCGUCAGCGAUCUCGGCACCUCCCGCCAGAUGGACUUCAAGUGCAAGAGCUUCAGCCCGGGGCAGGUGAUGGGAACCCCAAACUACAUCUCCCCCGAAGCCUGGAGCCCCCCGGCAGGAGGAGUGACGACCAAGACGGAUGUGUGGAGCUUCGGCUGCACUCUGCUGGAGAUGAGCACGGGGAGGAUGCCAUGGGAGACGAUGAAGAUCGGGGAGAUCAUGCGAGCUGUGUGCGAAGAGAACAAGACCCCUGACGUCUCCUCCGCACCCCCCGCGUUUCAUCCUGUGCUGAUGGGCUGCUUCAUGCGAAACCCGGUUGAGAGGCCGAGCUUUGGGCAGCUCGCCGACUCGUUGAGGGGCGUCAUGCAGGAGCUAGAGAAGCAGGAGAAUUCUUACUUCGCCACAGCAGCAAAGAUUGCCCGAGGGGCGUUGAGCGCGGGUGCUGCCGGUCGAGGCUCGGAAACACCAGGGGAGGGUCAAUCAAGCUCGCUCUUUACCAUGAAAGCGAUGGACUUCGCCAUGACGGGAGCGAUUGUUGCUGCCCAGGCGUCGGUCAUCAAGGAGCAGACGGGGAGGCUGAAGAGCACGAUAACUGCCUCGUCCUUCGUGAAGGACUUGAAGAAGAAGGGGGCGAACAUGGUGGCAGAAACUAUCACAGAGAGACUCAAGUCCAAGAGCAGUCAGUACCAGGACCGCGUGUGCCAGAAGUUGAAGGAGACGAUGUUGAAUGCAGCGGACAAGCUGGAGGAAUAC